GAAGCUCCAGGAGCACAGGGUUUCUGGUGAAUUCUGGGCUGGGGUUAUCAGGGGGGUGGUGCUGGGGGGUUCCCAGGGCUCGGGUGGGGGUCCCGGGAUGCAGGGGGGGCUGUCCCCACCGAGGUUCUGCCCUCACAGGAGGCUGAGCGUCCCCAGACAGUUGAGGCCCAGCCCCUCACCCUGGCCUUGCGGCCUAGAGCACGACUGUGGCUUCAGAAACCCUUCCGGACCGCUGACCUCUGCCCCGAGCUGCCCUGACCUCUACCCCGGCCCCUCAGGCCACCCUUCUGGGUAGCCUUCGCCCCCAGAACCUGGGGCUUGGCAGGGCAGAGGCGGGAGCUCCGCUGAGAAGUUUGGGCCCUCCUGCGCUCCGUAGCUGGGCACCUUCCUGGCUGGGUUGGGGGAGGCCUGCGCUGGGGAUGUGUUCUCUGGGGCUGAGUGGGGCAGAGGCGGACCUGGGCCCAGGCAGGGGCUGGCCUAGGUGUUCCGGGGGGGCUGGAGGGGCAGCGGGGGCGCUGGGUGUGCCAGUGAAUGCCCCAGGCGCCCUCUGUUUCCUGGGCAGCUCUGCGGCUAUGGAUGUGUUCCAGAAGGUAGAGAAGAUCGGAGAGGGCACCUACGGGGUGGUGUAUAAGGCCAAGAACAAGGAGACGGGGCAGCUCGUGGCCCUCAAGAAGAUCAGGCUGGAUUUGGAAACUGAGGGAGUCCCAAGCACUGCCAUCAGGGAGAUCUCCCUGCUCAAAGAGCUGAAGCACCCCAACAUCGUCAGGCUGCUGGAUGUGGUGCACAGCGAGAAGAAGCUUUACCUGGUGUUUGAGUUCCUCAGCCAGGACCUAAAGAAGUACAUGGACUCCACGCCGGCCUCCGAGCUCCCCCUGCACUUGGUCAAGAGCUACCUCUUCCAGCUGCUGCAGGGGGUGAGUUUCUGCCACUCUCAUCGGGUCAUCCACCGAGACCUGAAGCCCCAGAAUCUGCUCAUCAAUGAGUUGGGUGCCAUCAAGCUGGCCGACUUCGGACUGGCUCGAGCCUUCGGGGUGCCCCUACGCACCUACACCCACGAGGUGGUGACACUUUGGUAUCGCGCCCCUGAGAUCCUCUUGGGCAGCAAGUUCUAUUCCACGGCUGUGGAUGUCUGGAGCAUUGGCUGCAUCUUUGCCGAGAUGGUAAAGAGGGACAGACAUAGCCACGGGGGAGGCUACAGGCAGGCCCCGGGAAGGACAUCUUAUCUGGUGUUGGAUUCUGUACGACAAGGGAGUGGACCCCACACCCCGUCUCCCUCGUUGCAGGUGACCCGUAGAGCCCUGUUUCCUGGUGACUCUGAGAUUGACCAGCUCUUUCGGAUCUUUCGGACCCUGGGGACGCCCAGUGAAGCCAUGUGGCCAGGAGUCACCCAGCUGCCCGACUAUAAGGGCAGUUUCCCCAAGUGGACCAGGAAGGGGUUGGAGGAGAUUGUGCCCGGCCUGGAACCAGAGGGCAAGGACCUGCUCAUGCAACUCCUGCAGUACGACCCCAGCCGGCGGAUCUCCGCCAAGGCUGCCCUCGCACAUCCGUACUUCUUGUCCGCUGAGACCUCCCCGGCCCCCCCGCAGUAUGUGGUGGAGCGUUUCUGCCGCUGAGAGGGUGUGAGGUCCUCCGCCUCGGAGCCUCUCUCCGCUGCUGCCCCAGCUGCCUCCCCCACCCAUGUCCCAAGAAAGAGGACCUAUCUGGGAGAAAGCAAAGUUCUGAGGAAUUUGGCAUCGGCUGCCAGAGAGCGGAGUUUGGGUUAGUCCUGCCCGCAGGUUAACGAGUUCCAGUGUUGUUUGUUGGGUUUGACAGUAUCGGUUCAAGACGGGGGCACCGGAGCUCCGUGCGCAGGGGGUAUGUUAGAGGUUGGGCCCCCUGCCGCAGGAACAGCUGCUGAGAUGAGGAGGAAGCCUGCCCCCGUGUGGCGGCGAGGCAGAGCCAGACAACGCCCCCCCCCCCCAAAAAGGGAAGGGGUGCCCCCUGCCGGUCUUUUUGGCUUUAAAAUGUUUGGGGGAAGAGUUGCAUACCAGUUAAGAGUCCCAGUUUAACGGGAAGAGAGAGGACAUUUUCCUGAUCCCAGGGAACGUCUGGGAUGUGUGUGGCUGUUCUAAGUACUUGUCUUAUACUUAGGAUAUGCUUAUGUUGUUUGCCUCUGGCUUUAAGAACAGUAAAUAAAAGUGCUAUAUUUCCUGA
Molecule: messenger RNA, 2193 nt
Organism: Panthera uncia (snow leopard)
Lineage: Eukaryota; Metazoa; Chordata; Mammalia; Carnivora; Felidae
Gene: CDK3
Product: cyclin dependent kinase 3
Exons: 7
Coding region: 420-1613 (397 amino acids)
Biological process (GO): signal transduction; regulation of gene expression; regulation of G2/M transition of mitotic cell cycle
Cellular component (GO): cytoplasm; nucleus; cyclin-dependent protein kinase holoenzyme complex
Molecular function (GO): cyclin-dependent protein serine/threonine kinase activity; ATP binding; cyclin binding
Source: RefSeq, a predicted model, not a curated record